AUGAUUCCUGUAAAUCUCGUUGGGGAAGUUUACCAAUUUUCUAUUCAAACACCAUCAAAUCCAAGUCGUCCAUCACCAAUGACAAGUACACAUUCAUCAUAUCGACAAGCUCCAUCAACAUCAAUAUCACUUUCAUAUCGUCAAGCAAGUGUAUUACCAGGUUUUCGUCCAAUAAUUCAAACAAAUUCAUAUUCACCUGAACAUGAUGAUGUUGAUGAUAUAAGUACAAAUAUUAAUUCAAUACCAUUAACAAUCAAUCGUUCACGAACAAAUACACCAUUUGGUUCACAUAAAUCACUUUCAGAAUCAAUUCAAUCAUUAAGAUCAAAUCAACAACAAACAAUGCAACCAUUACCUAUUAAAAAACGUUUACAUGAUCAAUCAGCACCACGGGUUUAG
This is a messenger RNA of Rotaria sp. Silwood1, 399 nucleotides long. The record is from the annotation of a GenBank genome assembly. Lineage: Eukaryota; Metazoa; Rotifera; Eurotatoria; Philodinida; Philodinidae.